AUGAGCUCCCCCGGGACGGAGGGAGCGGGCAAGGCCCCGCAGUACCGCGUGGAUCACUUGCUGAGCGCCGUGGAGAGCGAGCUGCAGGCGGGCAGCGAGAAGGGCGACCCCACGGAGAGGGAGCUGCGGGUCACGCUGGAGGACAACGACCUGUGGCUGCGCUUCAAGGAGCUCACCAACGAGAUGAUCGUCACCAAGAACGGCAGGAGGAUGUUCCCGGUGCUGAAGGUGAGCGUGUCGGGGCUGGACCCCAACGCCAUGUAUUCAUUCCUGCUGGACUUCGUGGCGGCCGACGGGCACCGCUGGAAGUAUGUGAACGGGGAGUGGGUACCGGGCGGGAAGCCGGAGCCGCAGGCGCCCAGCUGCGUGUACAUCCAUCCCGACUCCCCCAACUUCGGCGCACACUGGAUGAAGGCUCCCGUCUCCUUCAGUAAAGUCAAACUCACCAACAAGCUCAAUGGCGGCGGGCAGAUCAUGUUGAACUCUCUGCACAAGUACGAGCCCAGGAUUCACAUAGUGCGAGUGGGUGGCCCGCAGCGGAUGAUCACCAGCCAUUCCUUCCCAGAGACUCAGUUUAUAGCCGUGACAGCGUACCAGAAUGAGGAGAUAACGGCUUUAAAAAUUAAAUACAAUCCGUUUGCAAAGGCAUUUCUUGAUGCAAAGGAAAGAAGUGAUCACAAAGACAUGAUGGAGGAAGUGGGAGACAACCAGCAGUCUGGGUAUUCGCAGUUAGGUAGUUGGCUUAUUCCUGGGACUGGGGCUCUGUGCCCACCUGCUAAUCCUCACCCUCAGUUUGGAGCCCCCCUGUCGCUCUCCCCUGCUCACAGCUGUGAAAGGUACUCAUCGCUGAGGAACCACCGUCCUGCCCCCUACCCCAACCCCUACACCCAUAGAAACAACUCUCCAACAUCCUAUGCCGAUAACUCCUCUGCCUGCCUUUCCAUGCUGCAGUCCCAUGACAACUGGUCUUCUCUAGGAGUUCCCGCACACACAACAAUGCUGCCCAUGAGUCACAGCACUGGCACAGCCACCAGCUCCAGUCAGUAUCCCAACCUAUGGUCUGUGAGUAACAGCACCAUCACUCCAGUGUCUCAGUCAAGUGGGAUGUCCAAUGGCCUGAGCUCCCAGUUCCUACGUGGCUCUCCAGGACACUACACUGCCCUCCCGCACCCGGUCACUGCUGCCUCCUCUGCUUCCCCACUGUACGACAGUGGGGCACCCUCCGACCUGCCUGAUAGCCAGUAUGAUCCCUCAGCGCAUGCCAGGCUGGCAUCCACGUGGACACCUAUCACCCCCCCUUCCAUGUAAACCCAGGCUUUUUCCUAUAGCACAGACUUUUUAGCUACUGAAUUACUUUAAAUGUUUGGUCCUCGAGGAAGAGAAACAGGAUGAAGAGUAAAUUACAAAGCAUCUGCACUGCUUUGCAUAGAGCAUCUACAUUAUACCUCUUAUAGUGAACAGUGCCUCGUUGACUUCAUGUAGAGUUUACAAACCUGGUGAGUGUGCAAUUCUGAGAGCAGAUUCACUGCUUUUAAUCCCUUUAUUUCUUUUUUUGUUUGUUUUGUUUUUAAUUUUAAUUUUGGUAGACUUAAGUUUUAAGAUUUUAACUUAGAUUCCAAAUUUCUCAGUGUUUGAUAACUUCUGGACCUGAAGUUCGGCAUUGUUCUUGAUUAAGUUACGCCUAACUGUUUUCCAGUUAAAUUUUUUAAUAGCAAAUUUAGCUAUAGUCAUGAGAAGACUUUCAUUAACCCUCAAGUUAGAAGCAUUCUGAAAUAUGCACAGAUGUAGCUGAUGAGUGAAGUUUUGGGAAAAUCAUGUGCACUAACACGUAUUUGCUUUACAAAUGCGUGGCGUUCUUAACUGUAUGCUUAUUUCCUUGCUGCUGAAUUAAC
This is a messenger RNA of Melopsittacus undulatus (budgerigar), 1892 nucleotides long. It is a transcript of the gene TBXT, whose product is annotated as T-box transcription factor T. The transcript is spliced from 8 exons. Gene Ontology annotation, cellular component: nucleus. The record is from RefSeq and is a predicted model, not a curated record. NCBI's taxonomy places the organism in Eukaryota, Metazoa, Chordata, Aves, Psittaciformes, Psittaculidae. The coding region runs from base 1 to 1308 and encodes 435 amino acids. Gene Ontology annotation, biological process: mesoderm formation; heart morphogenesis; somitogenesis. Gene Ontology annotation, molecular function: RNA polymerase II cis-regulatory region sequence-specific DNA binding; DNA-binding transcription factor activity, RNA polymerase II-specific.